CUGGAAGAUUGGUGCGACCUGGAAUAAAAACCUUAUGUAAAAUGCAAGCUGUGUGAGCUGUUGUUUUGCUUUCUGUCUAGCUGGUGGCAGAACAAUGGCAAAUUGUAGUUUAUAGUAUGUACAGUGCGUUUAAUCGGUUUAAUUUUGAGCAGUGCUAUGGUUUUAUUGUUCAAAAUAUUUGUAACAUUAAGAUGAUUGGCCUUUUACCAUUUUUCGUGAUCCUUCUGGUGUCAUCCGGAAUAGAUAGUUCUAAAUUUCACUGCGUUAACAACAAUGAUAUUAUUUCAAAUGACCCAAAAACUAAUGAAUUGGAAAUUGGACUACAAAUGACCAAUCGACCAUUACACCAGGUGAUCACGCGUAUAUUCUUCAUGUUUUUAAAAGAUGUGUUAGGUUACAGAAAUGUUCGAAUUGUUCCGAUAAAUACUUAUGAUGCCUGGACGACGUUGGAUUUAGUUAGGCGAGAUAAUCGGUACCCAAAUAUCAGUAUGAUUAAUUUACAAGCUUGGAUGCCAUAUACUUUUGGUGCCUUACCUGAGAAUGUUUUAGAUGCGGGUGCUUCAAUAACGCUUGGUCGGUUUGGCUGGUUUGUACCGAUAUCAAAAGGUACAAAGGACAUGUUACCAUACGAAAGCUUACAUUACGAAAUCUUUCAACAUGUCAACAAUACGUAUUAUGAUCUCUAUAUAAUGGAAGAUAAUGUACUAAAUGAACUUCUACAAAUAAGCAGGUUUGAAAAUAUUUUAUUUCCUUAAAUACACUCUCUAGCUGGCUCCGGUUUUUACUUUCGCAAUAAUUUUCCUAAUUUACACUAAAUUGUCGUUUUAACAGCAAAUGAGAAAAUGUGACAAGAAUUUGUAAAAACGGGAGCACUUAAAAAUGAAAACGAAACGAUUUUGCUGAACACGCAAAAGUAAGUGAAAGCCGGAGCCUGCCUGUCUAAGACUUUGCCGUAAGGAGUUGUUCUGUUCAGUUGUUCUGGUCCGUAUGAGUUUCUCACAUAUGUAUGUGCUUACAUAUGGCUGAAAACAGUUAUGUAUAUACAAAUUCCCGCCAACAUAACUUGAGCAAAAUCCAAUUUUAUUAUACAAUAUAAUUUGUUAACUUUAAGGGCGUUUCACUAGAACGCCAUCCACAUUCACAAAUAAAAGUAAAUUGGAAAGCACGAAAUUGAGAAAAAACAUAGCAUAUAUGUUUGGCAUAAAAUCAGUAAUCAGUUUAUAAUUUUUCUUAGCUACAGACUUCAGUUUUGUUUAGUUUUUUCUGGUAGAAAUACCAGAAUCACUCGUGCCGAAUGAUCUCUGUUCCCCCUGAUGUACUUGCAAAAUAAGCACAGAGCUCUAAAAAUAUCCCCAAUUAAAACUAUCAAAACAGGGAAUAUUUUGUUAUUUAUCUAUGAAAUACAUAUGUAUUC
Messenger RNA from Drosophila pseudoobscura, 1414 nucleotides. RefSeq lists its product as uncharacterized. NCBI's taxonomy places the organism in Eukaryota, Metazoa, Arthropoda, Insecta, Diptera, Drosophilidae. The coding region runs from base 117 to 755 and encodes 212 amino acids. The record is from RefSeq and is a predicted model, not a curated record. The transcript has 4 exons.